UACGACCAGUGAGGCGAGCUUACACGCUAAUCUACUAACCACGACGGGCCAGCGUCUUACUCCAACAGGCAAAAUCAGCCAUGCCAAGACGCGUGUCUACACGCAACGGUACCGUAAAGAAUGGGAACAAAUGCCCGAUUUUAAAGAUAUCGCUAAUUGGAAAAAGCAAGUGAAAUUAUGAGUUCAAAUAGAAAGAACGUUAUAUGAAAUAUCUAUAAGAAAGAACUAAAGAGUAACAGUGUCGAAAGAGUUCUUACAGAGAUAGUAAAAAUAACUGCCUCUACCAGGAGUUACCUACCACAGAAGUUUCUGAAAUAAGAAUUGAAUGAUUAUAUUACCCAAUUUUAAGAAGACUACAUUUUAUAAUGUACUAAAAGAUGAAAUUUAAAUGUAUACAAAUUGACCACGAUAGUUUUCUACAUGAUACAGAAGACUUAAGAGUAGUAGCUAUAUAAAUGAUGGUUGACGUCCGUGCCAUUCCAAUCAACACGAGCUUAUUGUCUGUAUUGCAAGAAAAAUCUCCAUGCGCACCGACUUUCUUUGUUAAAACAUACAUGUACGAUGAAGCAUCAACGAUCAGCUUUGUCACACGAAGCGGAAGAAAAAAAGAAGGCUGCAGCUCGAAAGGCGAACGCGGUAGAAGAGGUUGAAAUAGAAGAAGUCGAGGAAAUUGAGGCUAUUGAACACACUCAAACUGAAAUAGAAGAAAAUGAAGAUGAGGUGGAAUAUGUUGUUGAGAGAUUAGAAACGGAUGAUGAGCUGGAUGAAGCUCAGAUUAAAGAUCCAAUCGAAGAUGUUGGUGCUGAAGCUGAGGAUGAAGAAGAUGAGGAAGAUGAUGAUGUAGAAGAUAUGCAUAUGCCUUCUGAUGAAGAAGAUGUUAAGCAUUCGAUAAAAAAGAUUAAAAUAGGGAGGGUGGAGAACUGCGAGGAUUCCUUGACAGAAGCUAUGGAUCAUAUGCAGAGUGAAUAUUUGGAAGAAAGUGAUAAUCAAGAAACUGUACAAAUGGAAAUAGUUGUAGAAUCAGAAGAUCAAAGUAAUUCAGAUAUGCAAGUUGUAUCGAUUCUUCCUGAUACUGAAGAUUCUAGUAAAGAAUCGUCAAAGGAAUCACGCGAAAAUGGAAGAGCGAUUCGACGAGGCGAUAGUAAAUUAGAUAGAAAAUCUGCAAAAUUAUUGGUGAAUCAAGAUGAAUGCAAACAGCAAGGAGAUUCGGGAAUAAUGGUGGCAUGUCCGUUACCUAUUUUAGGUACAGCUUAUCAAAUUAGUUCCUCGGUCGCACCUAGUACUAACACCAUCGGUGUGCUUCAGCCAGUGAAUACAAUCCCCAUUGCACCUGCGCAAAGUAAAACGAUUACUUUGGCGACGGGUGGAAAAACUCUGACUUUGACAGGUGGUACAUUCCAACCUGGUGCUCAGUAUGUGCUGAGUAAAUUAAAGGGUAAAUUUCCUACGUUGGUAAUGGCUGAUAAAAAAACUACAAUUGUAGCUAAUCAAGCAGAGGAUGCCGCGAAAGGUGCUCAGAUAAACAAGGAUCAGUUAGAUGUAGCAAGUACUAGUUAUCAAAGUCCGAAAAGACAUGUACUUUUAAAAACCGUUAAUAAUCCAACAAUUAAAAAGCCUCGCAUUUCAACUCACGUUAUGGACACUAGUAAAGGUUUACCAAUUGGAGGUUUGCAAGUUAGCCUUUAUAAGUUAAUGGAUGGGAGGUGGACUUUUUUAAAUGAAAGAUCUAUUUUCCUUUGUUCCAGUAAUACGAGCCCGAAUGGUCGAUGCGUAGAUUUGGUGGAUAACAUGAAAGUUAAUUUCACAGCUGGACGUUACAAGAUUCACUUCGAUGUUGAUAAAUAUUUUACGCUAAGAAGGAUAGAAACAAUGUAUCCGUUUAUCGAGAUUGUUUUUGAUGUAAAAAACCCUGCUGGUCACUAUCACAUACCAGUGCUUCUGAGUCCAUUUGGUUACACCACCUACCGUGGUUCCGAAAGAUAAACUUUAAUCAAGUCAAUUAGGAUUAAUACGCAACAAACGUAUUUUUAUUAUGGCUUAUAUGGUUGGUCAUGUGGCGGUCUCAACAGCAAAUACCACCACUCGACACUAACUAGUGUCGGACGACGGCAGCGCAGUGGUUAGCGCCUUAGGUUACGAACGUUCGGGACCCGGGUUCGAAUUCCGGCAACCGGAGUUCCGAUUUUUCUUCCACGCUUCUAAAGUAGAAGAAAAACCGAGUAGUACCCCAGCAGCGACAUCUACAACCAGCAGCUGCAAUCAUCACGGACAACACGCAAUUGGUGGUGACCCCGACGUGAUCCGACAGCGAAAAGAGGUGUGCGAUCGUGAUAUCGCUAUCCGAGACUUCGAUCAUCGCGAAUCUAAGACCGUGGCAAUCUGGAUCUACCGCUACGACGCACACGGAACGGCCUUUCCUUCGGCAAAACUUCGACGCCUCACCGCCGGCCCACGCAAGCUGGUGACUGGUGGAUAACACGAGACGAUGACCAAGCCAGGAGUAAUGUAGCCAUUGCAAAGUUCAUGGACAUCACCACCAGCACGUCAUAAAAAGAGGAAGAGGGGCUCUACGACUGUACGCGGAAACGCUCCGCGCCGUACCGGCAGGUAUCCAUCGCCACAUCGAAGACAACGUACAACAUCUGCACGGGCUUGACAACAAUCGGCUGACGCUUUACCACACUAAGAAGAAACGUUAUCACUGGUAAAGGGGUACUGUGGCGGCACUCGACAACAAAUACCGCCACUCGACAUUAACUUCUACCCGACGAUGGUAGCGCAGUGGUUACGAACGUUCGGAACCCGAGUUCGAAUCUCGGCGCCCGAUAGUCCAAUUUUUCUUCCAUGGCACAUAAAUGAGAAGAAAGCAGCAAUAUCUUAUAGCGAUGUCUACAUCAGCAGGAGCAGCAGCAAGCACUAUCGUGAUAACUACUUAUUACACCUCAAUCAUGCAGAGGAAGUUAAUAGGUGUAUACGAUGAUAAUAAUAAUGCCUCGUUAGUUUUACAUUCAUAGUGUACAUGCGUUGUUAAUUUACAGCUAUUAUUUCCGCAUACACCUAACAUUUGUAAUCUUGCAUUCAACGGCGUAAUGCGAAUUAGAAGGGACAAAAUUCAUAUUCUUUUAUUUAUAUUUCUGUUAGUUGCAUUUUAUGAAAGAAAUUAUUAGUUGUAUGUGUGUGUACCCGCAUUUGCUAUACGUGGAGAGAAUGUUAUGAAAAAGUGGGAGGUGUAUAAUCAUUGGUAGAAUUGUUAAAUUGUAAUAUCAACAUUUGUGAAAAAAUAUAUUUUAUUUCUUAGUUUAUAAAA
Messenger RNA from Bombus huntii, 3307 nucleotides. RefSeq lists its product as uncharacterized. The transcript is spliced from 9 exons. The coding region runs from base 562 to 1983 and encodes 473 amino acids. Gene Ontology annotation, biological process: purine nucleobase metabolic process. The record is from RefSeq and is a predicted model, not a curated record. NCBI's taxonomy places the organism in Eukaryota, Metazoa, Arthropoda, Insecta, Hymenoptera, Apidae. Gene Ontology annotation, molecular function: hydroxyisourate hydrolase activity.